UCUUCUCUCAUUUUUCCACCAAAAUUCCUCCAAAAAAAAAAAAAAAAAAAAAACCCAAAGAAAAAAAGAAAAAAAGAAAAAAAAAAGAGAAAAUUUUGUAAUUCCCACACACCCAAAUGGAAGCUCCUGAAUAUUUCCAGAUCAAUGGGUACUGUUCCCAAUUCUCAACGCACUCCUCCUCCGACACCGACACUACCACCGCCACCGCCACUGCCGGACCGGAGCAUUUCAUCGUGGAAGAGCUUCUGGAUUUCUCCAACGACGAUGACGGCGUAGUUGGCGACGGUGGAGGAUUGUUUUACAAUACUAACAAUGGGAAUAAUAAUAACAAUAAUUCAACGGAAUCUUCCGCCGUUACGGUGAUUGAGAGUUGCAAUUCGUCGUCGUUUUCAGGUUGUGAACCAAACUCGUCGUUUUUGGAAGACAUUAGUGGCUCUAAUUUAGCCGACGCUCAUUUCUCCAGCGAACUCUGCGUUCCGUACGACGAUUUAGCUGAGUUGGAAUGGCUUUCACAUUUCGUAGAGGAAUCAUUUUCCAGUGAGGACAUGCAAAAGUUGGAACUAAUCUCCGGAGUCAAAGUCAGAUCAGACGAACCCACCAAUUCCCGACAACCCACCGCCACCCGAAACGCCGCCGCAAUUUUCAAACCCGAUAUCGUUUCGGUUCCGGCAAAAGCCCGUAGCAAACGCUCACGCGCCGUCCCAUCCAAUUGGAACAACUCCCGCCUCCUUCCUCUUUCUCCAACCACCGAACCCGAAAUUACCGCCACAGCCGGACCACCCCACCCCAUAAAAAAAAACCCUCCCAAGGCCGCGACAGCCAAGAAGAAGGACAGCCCGGAGGUCGGAGUGUCAUCCGGCGAGGGGCGGAAGUGCAUGCACUGCGCCACCGACAAGACGCCGCAGUGGCGGACCGGCCCAAUGGGCCCGAAAACGCUGUGUAACGCUUGCGGCGUUCGCUACAAAUCCGGUCGCCUGGUGCCGGAGUACCGCCCCGCCGCUAGCCCCACCUUCGUUUUAACCAAACACUCCAAUUCUCACCGGAAAGUUUUGGAGCUCCGGCGGCAGAAGGAGCUUCUUAGAGCCCAACAACAGCAACAACAACAUUUGCUUUUGGAUCAUCAUCAAGAUAUGAUCUUUGAUGCAUCCAACGGUGAUGAUUAUCUCAUUCAUCAACAUAUGGGCCCUGAUUUCCGGCAGCUGAUCUGACCGCCGCCCGCCGCCGCUAGGGGUAGAGUUCGGCCAAUCUGAUUCAUUUUGGGUUUUUUCCCCCUGAAAUUUUUA
This is a messenger RNA of Benincasa hispida (wax gourd), 1283 nucleotides long. RefSeq names its product GATA transcription factor 12-like. Gene Ontology annotation, biological process: cell differentiation; positive regulation of DNA-templated transcription. NCBI's taxonomy places the organism in Eukaryota, Viridiplantae, Streptophyta, Magnoliopsida, Cucurbitales, Cucurbitaceae. The record is from RefSeq and is a predicted model, not a curated record. Gene Ontology annotation, molecular function: zinc ion binding; sequence-specific DNA binding. Gene Ontology annotation, cellular component: nucleus.